Messenger RNA from Aspergillus costaricaensis CBS 115574, 810 nucleotides. Its product is annotated as CTAG/PCC1 family protein. The transcript is spliced from 2 exons. Gene Ontology annotation, cellular component: EKC/KEOPS complex. NCBI's taxonomy places the organism in Eukaryota, Fungi, Ascomycota, Eurotiomycetes, Eurotiales, Aspergillaceae. The record is from RefSeq and is a predicted model, not a curated record. The coding region runs from base 83 to 415 and encodes 110 amino acids.
CUUUAUUACACGAAUUCGAGUUGCUGUUGCAUUGAACUCACUUAAACCUCCUAAUAUCUCAGAAAGCCAUACGCAUAUCACCAUGGCCUCCAACGGAACCCCCUCCGAAUUCCCCUACACCCUAACAAUCUCUCUCCCUCUCCCUACCAACCGCCUGGCGUCCGCCGCCCUGCGCACCCUCGAGGUUGACACCGAGCUCUCCCCCUUCGUGAAGCGCAGUUUCGCCCUGACAACGCCGACCAAAGAGCAAACCGCCGACGAAGAGGCCAAAACUGUGCUGGAGACGACCUACUGCGCGACGACGAAUCGCAUGCUGCGUGUCUCUGUGAAUGGCUUUAUGGAAAACCUGGCAGUGGUGCUUGGAGUGAUGGAAGAAUUGGACGUGGAUGUUCUAGAUGCGGAUGAUGAGAAAUGAAUGAUGGAUCUGUCUUAGUGCAGAUGGAGACAGGAAAAGCAAAUGCGAGGUUUACUGUGCUAUGUCAUGCUACACGCUACAUGGGACAUCUCAUGAGGGUUAGAUGUGCCCGAUUAUUGGGUCGAUCAAGACUAUAUCGGUAUUUUGCCGCUGGCCAUGAUCGUUCGGACGGAACACGGAUACCGGAUGUUCCUCGCGGUGCAGGCAAGCCGCGUCCGGGGGGUUGUGGAUGGGAGAUGUGCGUACCGUGGAUGGGGCAAACCACCAACGUACCUGUGUGCGUGGGCUUGUUCGGCGAUGGGGCUUGAAUUGUGAUUCGAGUCAGGAGUGUGUAUAGCUGGUUGGGUAAUAUGUGGAUAGCGUGGAAUGUGGUCUGCCGAAUUGUACGAUGUGAG